This is a messenger RNA of Canis lupus familiaris (dog), 794 nucleotides long. RefSeq names its product DNA polymerase epsilon 4, accessory subunit (gene POLE4). Gene Ontology annotation, cellular component: epsilon DNA polymerase complex; nucleus. The coding region runs from base 67 to 477 and encodes 136 amino acids. The transcript has 4 exons. The record is from RefSeq and is a predicted model, not a curated record. NCBI's taxonomy places the organism in Eukaryota, Metazoa, Chordata, Mammalia, Carnivora, Canidae. Gene Ontology annotation, molecular function: protein heterodimerization activity.
GGAAAGGGGCCGGCGUCGCAUGCGCGCGCACAGUUGGCGGCCGCGCGCAGCACGCUCGGGGCCGGGAUGGCGGCGGCGGCUGGAAGCGGGACGCCCCGGGAGGAGGAGGGGCCCAGUGGGGAGGCGGCGGCCCCGCAGCCGCAAGCCCCGACGAGUGCGCCCGGGGCUCGUCUCUCGAGGCUGCCUUUAGCGCGAGUGAAGGCUCUGGUGAAGGCGGACCCUGACGUGACCCUCGCGGGACAGGAAGCCAUCUUCAUUCUGGCACGAGCCGCGGUGCGGCGAGAGCGUCAGGGCCCCCCGGCGUGGCGGGGCGGGGAGGAACUAUUUGUGGAGACCAUUGCAAAAGAUGCCUACUGCUGUGCCCAACAAGGAAAGAGGAAAACCCUCCAGCGGAGAGAUUUGGGUAGACUGUCAAACUCUGAUAAUGCAAUAGAAGCUGUGGAUGAAUUUGCUUUUCUUGAAGGAACUUUGGAUUGAUUGCUGAGGUGGGCAGUUACGUGAGCUUUCACCUGCAUCCUUUGGCCAACCCCUCUCCUGCAGGCCUCAGCUUUGAAGAACGGAGUAUUUGGAAUAUUGUACUUAUUACCUGCUUUUCCUGUUUAACCUUCACCUAAGCUGGGAUAAGCAGAGAUCUCACCUGUUAGUUUUUUCUCUGCAAGGUCUUCCAUUACUUGUGUCUUCCAUUUCAGGCUUGGAUGCAGUCUCUGCUGUUUGAGACAGAGGAAAAGAAAAUGAUUUGUGUAGGUUGCUUAAUGAAUGGUAAGGACCAUAAUAAAGGUCUCUGAUAAUUUCAA